This is a messenger RNA of Lepisosteus oculatus (spotted gar), 843 nucleotides long. RefSeq names its product mediator complex subunit 10 (gene med10). Gene Ontology annotation, biological process: positive regulation of transcription by RNA polymerase II. Lineage: Eukaryota; Metazoa; Chordata; Actinopteri; Semionotiformes; Lepisosteidae. The record is from RefSeq and is a predicted model, not a curated record. Gene Ontology annotation, molecular function: transcription coregulator activity. Gene Ontology annotation, cellular component: mediator complex.
CGGUGCCGAAAAAUGGUUCUAUCAGUAAGUGUGAAAAAUGGAGUAGAGUUGUGAUUACUGCUGUUGUUGUUUUUGUUUUUACAAUAGGUACUUUUUGUUUUUGUUUUUCUGUUUUGGUUCGUCGGCUUGCGUUUUGGAAAUGGCGGAAAAAUUCGAUAAUCUCGAGGAGCAUCUAGAAAAAUUUGUGGAAAAUAUACGCCAGUUGGGCAUUAUUGUCAGCGACUUUCAGCCGAGUAGCCAGACAGGACUUAACCAGAAACUGAAUUUCAUGAUCACCGGAUUGCAGGACAUUGAUAAAUGCCGUCAGCAGCUACAUGAUAUCAAUGUUCCGCUGGAAGUAUUUGAAUACAUUGAUCAGGGCCGUAAUCCUCAGCUUUAUACUAAAGAAUGCUUGGAGAGAGCCUUGGCAAAAAAUGAGCAAGUUAAAGGGAAGAUUGAUACCAUGAAGAAAUUUAAAAGUCUUCUGAUCCAAGAACUGGGGAAGGUUUUCCCGGAGGAGAUGGCCAAGUAUAAAGCAAUUCAUGGUGAAGAUCCCCCCUCAUAGCCCUCAGGAUUCUGGCAGGCAUGGAACUGCCAUGUGUUGGACAAAAUGGUGUAAAUAUAUACAGUAUAUAUUUGUUUCUGCAAAGGGGUUUUGAGACUUCUUUUGAACUUUCUCAAAUGUUAACGUUUCCUACUGCGCGGCGAGGGGACGGUUGAGUAACAUUACAAGUUUCUUAAAACAAAGAUCAGUGCCAGUGCAGUGGGAGGUCAAGGCCACGACCUCAUCUGCAAGAGCUAAACCCUUUUGUACUGUUUUACCACAACCUGUUUUGUAAUAAAUAAUUUUGCUAAUACAAGAAA